This is a messenger RNA of Mastomys coucha (southern multimammate mouse), 4792 nucleotides long. Its product is annotated as zinc finger protein 260-like. Lineage: Eukaryota; Metazoa; Chordata; Mammalia; Rodentia; Muridae. The record is from RefSeq and is a predicted model, not a curated record. Gene Ontology annotation, biological process: regulation of transcription by RNA polymerase II. The coding region runs from base 249 to 2453 and encodes 734 amino acids. Gene Ontology annotation, molecular function: RNA polymerase II cis-regulatory region sequence-specific DNA binding; DNA-binding transcription factor activity, RNA polymerase II-specific. The transcript has 4 exons.
ACAUCCGCUCAGAUCUUAAAGCAGUUCGCUUCGGCUGUCGUUGCCAGGGUAGCGUGGGUGUUUGGAAUCCGAACCCAUGGAAUUGUGGGUGUCUGUGGGCGGAAGUCUCGCAGCCCUGGCGUGCCGUGUGCAGAGCUUCUCUAAGGUGCAGUGUGAGAUCUCUGGGUGAGGCUAAGCCAUUUGUACUGCCAGUUUUCUCAACAUAACCAAGCUGGCCUCUGCCCCGAAACUCUUCAAGAAUCGUCCACAUGCUGACCUAUCUUCAAAAUCCUGAGAAAAUUAGAGACAGACCAAGAGUAGAAGCCACAGAGGACAUGCCUACUGACAUGAAUUUCUUCCAGAUGCCCCAGCGAUUAGGAGCAGAGGAACAGGAUGGAUCAUGUGAGAGAUUGGUGUCAUUUGAUGACGUGACUGUGGACUUCAGCCAGGAGGAGUGGCAGCACCUGGACUCUGCCCAGAGACGUCUGUACCAGGACGUGAUGCUGGAGAUCUACAGCCACCUCUUGUCAGUGGGUAAAUUGCAGCUUGACAUACAACAUCAACAAAUUUUUGUGAAAGCUUCAUUUCUAAGUGAUGCAGCCAGCGAAGUCACAAAACAUGGCUCCUCAUAUUGCUCCGUUUUAGAGAAACUCUGGCAGGAUGAUGAUACUGCUGCAAAGAUAGAUCAGCAAAGCCAGGUCCUACCCAUAAGUUCUGAUGCUUUCCUAAACCAGAAAGUACUGAACAUAGACAGUGCUUGUGACUUUGAAGAAACUGGAGAAUCUACUCUUCUGCAACCCCACCUCGUCUCUACACAAUAUGCACCUCCAAGAUCAAAUAGUGACAGUCAAAGCAAUACCACAAAGCAACUUAAUGAUAUUAUUGGAUCUCAUCAGUUUUUUACACAAGCCUCUCCUAAUGGUAUGUGUACAGUUCCUCAUCAAACAGAGAAAUCAUACAAUGAGAGUCAGUUUGGAAACAUACUUUCUCCUAAUCCAUCACUUAUGGAUCAUGAAAUUAAUUUUCAAGACAAACCAGUUGACUAUACUGGAUGUGGGAAGGUCUUCACUGGUGAGACAGCUUUCUGUCAACAGCAAAUAACUAAUACUAUGGAGACAUCUUUUAUCUGUCACACAUGUGGGAAAACCUUUCUUCACAAGUCUAAAUUGACCUCCCAUUCAGAAACUCAUAGAGAAGAGACGCCUUAUGAAUGUCCUGACUGUGCCAAAUCAUUGAGGGGUACAUCUAGCCUGCAAGUGCUCCGUGGAAUCCAGACAAAGGAGAAACCUUACGAGUGCCACGUGUGUGGGAAGUCAUUCAGUUAUACAUCCCACCUAAAGGUGCACCUUCGAACACACACUGGUGAGAAACCUUAUGCAUGUUCUGACUGUGGAAAAGCCUUCAGCCAAAAGUCAGUCCUCACCAUCCAUCAGAGAAUUCACACUGGAGAAAAGCCGUACACAUGCAGUGACUGUGGGAAAAUGUUUGUUUGUGCAUCAGAUCUAACAAAGCAUUGUCGAUUUCACACAGGGGAAAAGCCUUAUGAGUGCCCUGACUGUGGGAAAUCUUUCAGUAUUAAAUCUAACCUGCUUGCACACCAUCGAAUUCACACCAGUGAAGGACCUUACAAAUGCUUUGACUGUGGAGAAUCAUUCAGGAAAAUAUCCCAAUUGAAGGUACAUCAUCAAAUUCACACUGAUGGUAGAUCUUUUGUAUGUUCUGACUGUGGAAUGGCCUUCAGCCAAAAGUCAGUCCUCACCACACAUCAGAGAAUUCAUAGUGGAGAGAAAUGUUACCCAUGUAGUGACUGUGGGAAGUUGUUUCUCUAUGCUUCAGAUCUGAAGAAGCAUUGUCGAUUUCACACAGGGGAGAAGCCUUACAAAUGCCAUGACUGUGGGAAAUCAUACAGUGUGAAGUCGCACCUACAUGUGCAUCAUCGAAUUCACACUGGUGAGAGACCUUACAAGUGUGAUGAUUGUGGAAAGUCAUUCAGAAGAAACUCUCACCUACAGAUGCAUCAGCAAACUCACACUGGUGAGAAGCCUUACAAAUGCUCUGACUGUGGGAAGUCAUUCCGGAGAGCAUCCCACCUGAAAGUACAUCAUCGAAUUCACACUGGGGAGAAACCUUAUGUGUGUUCUGAGUGUGGAAAGGCUUUCAAUGAUAGGUCAGUUCUCAGCACACAUCAGAGAAUUCACACUGGAGAGAAGCCUUACAUAUGCAGUGACUGUGGGAAAGCAAUGUCUUCUAAAGCCAAUCUCAAAGAGCAUCAGCGGAUUCACACAGGCGAGAAACCAUAUGUGUGUGCUGAAUGUGGGAAGGCCUUCAGUGAUAAGUCUUCUUUCUAUAGACAUUGUAAAAUUCACAGUAGGGGGAAACCUUUUGUCCAUAACAAAGGUGAAAAGGGUUUCCUGCAGAAUUCACAAGUGACAUCCUAUGAGCAAACUCAGAGUGCAGAGAAAUUAUCAGUAUAAUAAUAUAAUAAUGGGAAAUCUGCCAUUGCUGUGUAUCAGCUGAAGGCAUAUAGUCAAGGUCACAUAGUACCAUUCCUGAAGCUGUGAGACACUGUUUAUCAACUCUAGGUGCACCAUCCAUGCAAUACUGGGAAGAGACAUGUAUUGUGAAUAUAGAAAGUCCCUCAAAAUCAUGUCAUUUCAAUAGACUCAAGUACUCAUACUAGGCUCUCAUCUGACCAUAGAAAAGAAUUUAUUGUAGAGUCAGUUCCUCAUCCAUUUCCCUCGUCAAAAUACUCCCCUUGGUUUUAAUGGAAAUUUAUUUAUCACAGAUCUAAAUAAGACUGAGAAGGUACAAUACUCAGUUGAUAAAAUCUUUGUCUUCUGCACACCACAGGCAAACACACACACACAUAACAUGCCACAGGUGUCUACACACAAUAUAUACACAAACUUUAUGCAAGCCAUAGUCCAUAGUUUUUAAAAAAAAAAAGCUAUGCAUUGCUUGUUUAAACAUAAAUAUAAUUAUAUGUUUGAGAAAUAUUAAUCAACUUGUAGGAAGAAGCACAAAUGCCUGUACUAUAGUAGAUAUUUUAUGGACUGUGUUUCUUUGCAUGUUGAAGAAAUGUUGACUAAUUAUUUGAGACCUUCUAAAGUUAAGGUUACAAGGUUUUGAGGCUUUAUAGAAAAGUUUAUUGGAAAUUAUAUCAAUAGUACAUCAAUUUUUUUUGUUUAAUGUGGGGCUUUUUUUGUUUUUGUUUUUGUUUUUAUUUUUUAACAUAAGACAGGGUCUUACUAUGUAGCUCAGGCUGUACUGGAAUUCACUAUAUUGACCAGACUGGCCUUGAACUCACAGAGAUCUGCCUGCCUCUGCCUCCAAAGGGGUAGGAUUAAAGAUGUAUACUAGUAUGCUUGGCUGCAUAGUAAUAUUUUUAUUUUUAUUUUCAUUAAUGAAUUAAUUUACUUUACAUUCUGGUCAGAACUUUCCCUCCCUCUCACCUUUCCCCCUUCUCCCUCCUUCCUUUUCUCCUUAGAGAAGGGGAAGCCUCCCAUGGAUAUCAACCCACUUUGGCCUAUUAAGUUGCAGUAGAACUAGCUACUUCUAGUGAGGCUAGAUAAGGCAGUCCAGUUAGGAGAAAGGGGCCCAAGGCAAGCAAAUGAGUCAGAGACAGCCCCUGCUCCUGUUGAUAGGGGUUCCACAUGAAUACCAAACGGCGUGUCUGUUACACAUGUGUAGGAUGCCUACAUUCUUCCCAUGCAUGCUCUCUUGGUGGUGGUUCAGUGACAGUGAGCCCCUAUAGGUUCAGGUUAGUUAAUUUUGUAGAUUUUCUUGUUGUGACCUUGACCUCUCUGGUUCCUUCAAUCCCUCUCCCCCCUCUUCUACAAGAUGAUACUAAUAUUUCAAAUGUCACAAAACUUUCCUCAUUUCCAUCUAGGAAGGGACAGCUUGUGCUGGGCAUGUACCUAGCAUGGUGGCCAACAAACAAAGUAGCUAGUUUUGACUACCUAAGCCUUUCUCUAGAUUAUUCACCACCAUGUCCAGUCUCAGGACAUCAUCAUCUUCAGGGUGCCAUUUGAGAGAAAUACAGAAACCCAGAAUAUUCAUGAACUGAUGUCAGUAUCUCCACAGCCCAUUUGUGCUGGUGUGAGUAAUGCUUCUCCACGAUUCAUAUUCUUCCAGUACCUCAGAAGAUGGCCUCAUAGAAAUGGCUUCUUUGUAAAAAACAUAACUUAGGAUGCAGACAAACUUGGUCAGGGUUGGUCCUAAAUCUGCCUAGUGACGUACUUAUGAUAAAGCCAUGUGAAGACUCAAAAAUUUUGGAAGACAGGGUCAUUAAGGCAGAGAUUUCAGUGACACAACUCCAAGUGAUGGAAUGUUAAUGACUGUUAGCAACAGAAGCUAGAAAAAAAGGAACAGAAUGUUUUAUUCCUUGGGUGUUUCCAAAAUGAGCCAUCCCUUCGCCCAGUAUAUUGAUUUAUCCAUUCUAAUCUCAAACAUGAUGAGACAAUAAGUUUUUACUGUUUUGCCAACUAUCCUAAACCAAUCUAGGAAAACAAUAGAGGGCUUUAGGAUGCCCUUGUAAAUCCAUGGACUGACUUCCUGGUUCUACCAUUACAUCUCAGUACCUUCUCUAAUCAUUGUUUUCUCAUCCACUAUUCCUAAACUUAUGUACUCCCUUGUUUUCUGGUUCCUAUGUUUUUACCUCCUCUUUUACUAAGCUUAUUUGAUGUUAUUAUUCUUCCUAUGAAACAAUGGCCUUAACCUACCUGGUAUCUACUCCUUAUGGUUAGCAUACCACCUAUGUUCCUCAUUUUUGCUUUAAUUGAGACCCUCUAGACAUGAAUAUUCCUUACUGGUA